UUCAGAAAUCAAAGAGUGGAGUCAAAAAUCCUUGUAAAUAUUUAAUGUCUUUCUUUUUCUGGGCCGGUGCGGUGGGCGGAGUCUGAGGUGUGUCGCGGUUACGUGAUUGGCCGACUAGUGGUUUAGCCGGAUGCCAGACGCUGCUCGCUGGCUCGAUUAAACCCAGCCUUGUGUUCUAUGGCAAACCAGGCCUGCCCCCGCCCACCCACCUCCUCCUCACCGCCCUGGCCUGUAAUUCUAACUAUUCUAAGAGGCGGCACCACGUAAGGCACCUUUUUGCCCCGACAAUUAAAGAGUAACUUACAUUCUUAGAGACACGGUGGUCGGGCGGGUGACGCGGCGGGUGGGGUGCGGCCUCCGAGUCGCCGCUGGUAAUGAUAGAGUCAAUCGCGUCUCCGGGCCGGUGUGCGAAGUCGGCGAGAGGGAAAAAUGCAUUUUUUUCAUACUCAUUUUUCAGCAGAGUAAGAUUCCCUGGUCGGAGAGGGAGCGGCAGGGCUGGAGAAGGCCGGGGCGGAGGGCGGGUGUGUGUGGUGGGCGGGGGAGCCACGCACUCAGGAAACGGACGCCGCGGGAAAAAAUGGUGGUGGGUGUCGGCGAGCGAGUGUAGGUGUUCGGACGAGUUUUGGGUUCACCGCGCGGUUGGCCGUUGGGAGGCGGGUAGUCCUCAGCGGGGCAGCCCUCCCGAGCCCUCUCCCCGCCAGUCAGUCAUCCUCACCCCGCCACACCAGCCAGACCGCUACACCGCUCCGGCCACACCACCCACCGGGCCCCCCAAACCCUCCCGCGUGUCCCACUGUCGCGCCGCCACCACUGUGUCGCUGGGGCGUCCCACGGACCCUCCGACGCCGCCGCCCGCAGGAGUGUGACUUACUGGUGUGUUUCAGGAAAUAGAGCGAGUGGUGUGUCCGAGACUGGCUGAAGGUGCCCGCGGCGAUGCGCCCCGCGGCCGCCGCUGCCCGAUAACUCUGUGGUAUUAACGCGCCGCGCCUCGCCUCAUGACACUGUAGAUGAAAGUGUUUGCUGACGGACCGUCGUCAAAGUGACAAAGCACAGCCGCCCGCGACAUCCACGCCCUCAGGAGAGGCCCACGCCGCCUUGAGAGCAGCGAGGCGUGUCCUGAGCGACCCGAGUGUCACCUGAAGGGAAGCGCUCCUUCCUGAGACGUCCGCCGACUUCCGGCUGUCUUGUACUUCCUUCCGCGCCGGCGACACCACAGAACUCCCGCGUAGCGAGGCACACAUCCGCACCAGUGUCGUCAGCGCCUCUCACACAAGAGUUGCGUGUCGCACCGUCGCCGCCGCCGGCAGGGUUUUUGUCACGAGUUUGCGCCACGACAAGGAGCACGGACAGGCAGAAAGCGGUGCCUGACCAGCCUCGUCAGCGGCCAGCCCUCAUCCCACGUGGCCGCCCCCAGUGUGUGUAUUAUGUAAGGCCGCCCGCCGGCCAGCCAGUGUGACUCCAGGCGGCACUCAGCUGCUGCCGCCAAACGCACAGGCGGCGGCCGUCGCUUGCAGGACCCGCGGACACUCCUGACGCUGCAGGACUGAGGUGGGCGCCAGGCAGUGCCGGCGGACGGGGCAGUAGCGGGCACAGGCGGGCAGCGGCCGACACCGCCGGCGCCGUGGCUCCCCAUGCUGGCGCCUCCGACCCGCGCGCCCCGAUGACGGUAGCGUGGCGCAGCGCUGGUGACAUGGCGACGGAGGUGGGUGGCAUGGGCGGCAUGAGCGGCGGGGGCGAACACCCGGGCGAGUUGAUAAAAACGGGCGCCCCCAACAUCCUGUGCACGGCGCUGCCCACCCACUGGCGCUCCAACAAGUCGCUGCCCAUGUCCUUCAAGGUGGUGGCGCUGGACGACGUCAAGGACGGCACCAUCGUCACCAUCAGGGCCGGCAACGACGAGAACUUCUGCGGCGAGCUGCGCAACAACUCGGCCGUCAUGAAAAACCAGGUGGCCAAGUUCAACGACCUGCGCUUCGUCGGCAGGUCGGGCAGAGGCAAAAGCUUCAACCUGUCCAUCAUCAUCAGCGGCGCGCCCACCCAGAUCACCACGCUCACCAAAGCCAUCAAGGUGACAGUGGACGGCCCUCGCGAACCACGGAACAAGUCACGUGAGUGGAUUGUGGGUCAUCCAGGCUGGGGCUUCCCUCUCGGCUACCACCCGUGGCUGGACUCCCACCUCUCGGCCCUCGGCUACAAUUUGGGACUCACUGCCUUCAACCCCCUCGCCCACACCAAGGCUCUCGAGCUGGCUAGAGUGGGCGGCAAUGGGUGGCUGGACGCCUGGCGGGGAGCAUCGGGGCUCGUGGGCGGUCUUACUAUGGGCGUGGGCGGCUCCCAUAUCCCCGGCACCGCCCUCAGCAGUCUCUCCGCCCACUCCCUGCCAUCCCUACCCGGCCACAAUCCCGCCCACUCCCACGCCCUCGCCAGCAUAACCAACACGGAGAGUACGAGACAACUGUUGACAGGUGACUCCAGGUGUUUAAGGUGUCGUGGGUGUGAGUCAGGCGGCGCGUGUUCCACCCUGCUCCACCACGCCACGCCCACGCCUCCCUCCUCCUCCCCGGGGCCAGUGUCGUGCUCCCCCUCCACCUCCACCAACAGCAGCACCAGCAACAACAACAGCAUCAACAACAACAACAACAGCAACCACAACAACAACAAUAACAACAACAACAGCACCACCACCUCGAGUACCUCUACCACAACCACCACGACUAACGGAAGUGGAAGUGGGGGAAGCGGUAGUGGAGGAGGGGAGGGAGCUGGAGGAGGAGGAGGAGGUGGAGGAGGUGGAGUGGUGAGCUUGCGGCCGCCCCCGUUAGCGCCUCUUGGUGGACUAAGCGCCUUUUCCAUUCCUAAGACUCUCGGUGGACUUAAGACAACCUUCCAGUCUCGUGAGUCCUCCUUUCAGCCCGUCAAGCCUUCCAGUGACAGAAGUCCAGAGGUGAAGGUCUGGAGGCCGUACUGAAGGAGCCAUGUCCCCUCUUCUCUCCUCACGCCCUCCCCGCUCUUCUCCCCUCAUGAGCCUCUCCCCACCUCCGCCAUUCCAAGUUCGCGUUCAUGAAGGACUCGUAUGCAAAGAGCCGAGAUGUGUACCUGUGUGCGUGUGUGUGUGUGUGUGUGAGUGUAUGUUCGUUGCGCUCAGUGACGUACGUACGUACAUACAUGCAGGCAUACGCACAUACGUGAAAAAUAAAACUUGAUGACUUUUCCACACAUUUGUGAACGGAAAAAUAGGAAAAUAAAAUGAUGGAAAGAGGGAAAAAAAUGUGAAUCAAUGAAGAGGAUUAAAAAAAAAGAAAGGGAAAAAGACACAGUGUUUGAUCUCAUUUCCGAACACAAACUGACUCACGGGAAAGAAAGAAAGAAAGAAAAAAGAAAAGAAAAGAAAGAAAAGUUUCGAAAUGUGUUCAGAGUGAGACAAAAAGGGAAAGAAAAAUGUGGAGAGAGAGAGAGAGAGAAAAAAAAAAGAGGGAGAGAGAGAGAGAGAGAGAGAGAGAGACGGGGAGAGGGAGGGAGAGUAGAGAUUACGGAAGGACAUGAUUGGUUGGUUCAUACGGAGCCUCUGAGGUCAAGUAAGGUCACAUGAUGUGUGUGUGUGUGUGUGUGUGUGUGUGUGUGUGUGUGUGUGUGUGUGUGUGUGUGUGUGUGUGUGUGUGUGUGUGUAUGUCCUGACCAGUGACCUCCCGCCAUGAUCGUGUGUGUACUAAAGCGUGUACACGUGUAAAGGACACCCAUGUACGUAGCUGUGUGUGCGUGUGCGUCUUCGCGUGCGUGUGGGUUGUGUGCGUACGAUGAACCAGCCCCCCGCCCCCCCCUCCGCGGAAUUCAAAGGCAAAAAAAAAUUAUGUGACUUGAAAUUCCUAAACAUUGCCAAAGAAAAUUACAAAGAUAAUGGAAAAUAUCUUAGAAAAUAAGUGAUGAAAUUAAUAGUUUUUUUUUUCUGAAAAUGUGGUACAAAUUUACAAGAGUAUCUAUGGAGCAACAACAACAGCAGCAGCAGCAGCAGCAGCAGCCAAGCCACCACCACCACUACCAAAGUCCCAAUCGUUGUUGUUACAGAAAGACACGAAAAAUGACUUAACUGACUGACUGACUGACUGACUGACUGACUGACUAACUGACUGAAUGACUGACGGAAUGACAGAGCGACAGACUGACAGGCAAACGAAGUACAAGCAAAGGACUAAUACAACUUGACAGAAGAGAAUACACAUAGACAGACAGACACACAGACACACACAGACACAUAGACAAACAGACACACAGACAGGCAAAUGAGGAAGUCAGUAAAUAAAGUAUUUAUGUUCAAAAUCUAUAUAUUCGUAAAAGCACAGAACCACAAAAUAAAAUAACAGUGAAACAAAACGUAGAGGAAAAAAGAAAGGAAACUAGAAGCAAACUCAAUUUUGUGUACAGAGAGAGAGAGAGAGAGAGAGAGAGAGAGAGAGAGAGAGAGAGAGAGAGAGAGAGAGAGAGAGAGAGAGAGAGAGAGAGAGAGAGACUGA
This is a messenger RNA of Scylla paramamosain (green mud crab), 4508 nucleotides long. Its product is annotated as protein lozenge-like. Gene Ontology annotation, biological process: regulation of DNA-templated transcription. Gene Ontology annotation, molecular function: DNA-binding transcription factor activity, RNA polymerase II-specific; ATP binding; RNA polymerase II cis-regulatory region sequence-specific DNA binding. NCBI's taxonomy places the organism in Eukaryota, Metazoa, Arthropoda, Malacostraca, Decapoda, Portunidae. Bases 1661 to 2968 code for a protein of 435 amino acids. The transcript is spliced from 5 exons. The record is from RefSeq and is a predicted model, not a curated record. Gene Ontology annotation, cellular component: nucleus.